Messenger RNA from Torulaspora globosa, 4551 nucleotides. It is a transcript of the gene YCF1, whose product is annotated as ATP-binding cassette glutathione S-conjugate transporter YCF1. Bases 1 to 4551 code for a protein of 1516 amino acids. Gene Ontology annotation, biological process: transmembrane transport. NCBI's taxonomy places the organism in Eukaryota, Fungi, Ascomycota, Saccharomycetes, Saccharomycetales, Saccharomycetaceae. The record is from RefSeq and is a predicted model, not a curated record. The transcript has a single exon. Gene Ontology annotation, molecular function: ABC-type transporter activity; ATP binding; bilirubin transmembrane transporter activity. Gene Ontology annotation, cellular component: membrane.
AUGGACGAGUCUUUGCCAUUGGAGGGCUGGAUUUGUAAGCUUUGUAAAUCGCCAGAAGGUUUUGGACCCAUCACAUUUUAUGGCGAUUUGAGCCGAUGCUUCAUUGAUGGAGUUGUUCUGAAUGGUGCUGCCUUGUUUGGAUUUGUGUUUGGUUUGACUAAUCUGGCCAAGCUCUGUCGAAAGAAGCAUCCCGGUUGGAAAUAUAGAACAGACUGGAUUCUUGUGUCGAGACUAUCAUUGGUGGUCCUCCAGUUCGUUUUCCUUGUUUUGGCCGCUUUCAAGUCAUUUAGACUCGAAGAGAAUGAUGUAGCAGCUCGCAGUCAAUAUUUUCUGACUCUCAUCUCCCUAUUGGUUGCGUUUGCAUUACAUUACGUGGAAUACUACAGGUGCAAAGUUUCCAAUACUGUUCUACUGUUCUACUGGCUAUGGUUAACAAUUGGAUAUUCUAGCAAGACGAUAAACUUUCUCAUUCGGCACUCUUAUGAGGGCGUUUGGCCGUUGGGUCACGGCAUGUUUGUGUUGGCGUUAUUUCAGAGUAUCAAUGCGUUCCUGGUGUUGCUGCUAGAAGCUCUGCCAAGGAAGCACCUCAUGCCUUAUCAAGUUAUUAGUGAACGAGUUUCCCGCAGAAAGGAGAAUCCGUAUGACUCCGCUAACGUGUUCUCAAGAAUCUCGUUUUCAUGGAUGACAGAUCUCAUGAGGACUGGAUACCAGAAAUACUUGGUAGAGACGGAUCUUUACAAACUUCCGGAAAGUUUCGGUAGUGCUGAGCUGUCGGAGAAAUUUGUAAAUAACUGGCAGGAUCAGGUAAAAUGUAGAUCCAAGCCAUCGUUGACUUGGACUCUGUGGGUCACUUUCCGCUCGAAAUUGCUGGUUGCUGCCAUUUUUAAAGUUGGGUUCGAUAUAUUAGCGUUUACGCAACCACAAUUGCUAAGAAUCUUGAUCAAAUUUGUCACUGACUACAACGAAGAGAGAAAGCAAGCAGGGUCAUCGUUGGCACAAGGUUUCGACGUGAUUGGCAAACAUGUCCAGAAAUUGCCAAUUGUAAGAGGGUUCAUGAUUUCAAUUGCCAUGUUUGCAGUUAGUUUCAUCCAAACUUCUAUUUUGCACCAAUAUUUCCUCAAUUCAUUCAACAGUGGUAUGAACAUCAAGAGUGCGUUGACCUCUGUUAUUUAUAAAAAGGCCUUGGUUUUGUCGAACGAAGCAGCAGAUACGUCAUCGACCGGCGAUAUAGUGAAUUUGAUGAGUGUCGACGUUCAAAGACUGCAGGAUUUGACGCAAUGGUGUCAUUUAAUUUGGUCAGGUCCAUUCCAAAUCUUGUUAUGCCUUAUCUCCCUUUACAAACUUCUAGGCAGAUCAAUGUGGGUUGGUGUAAUUAUCCUAUUGAUUAUGAUGCCAUUGAAUUCCCUGCUCAUGAGAAUUCAGAAAAAACUACAAAAGAUUCAAAUGAAAAAUAAGGAUGAGAGGACGAGACUCAUCAGCGAGAUACUCAACAAUAUUAAGUCCUUGAAACUGUACUCUUGGGAAGCUCCUUACAAGAAAAAACUUGAACAUGUUAGGAAUGAUAAAGAACUGAAGAACUUAACCAAGAUGGGUGUGUACAUGGCUAUGACAAUGUUCCAGUUCAACAUUGUGCCCUUCUUAGUAUCAUGUUCAACCUUUGCCGUGUUCGUUUUCACCGAGAAGAGACCCUUGACAACUGACCUCGUUUUCCCAGCUUUGACUCUGUUUAACCUGUUGUCGUUCCCACUAAACGUCGUUCCUAUGGUUUUGACCGCUUUCAUCGAAGCGUCAGUCUCGAUCACAAGAUUAACGGCAUUCCUGAUGAACGAGGAGCUGCAAAAGGACGCUGUGCACCAUUUGCCCAAGGUGGGCAACGCAAAUGAAGUAGCCAUUAAACUAUCUGACGACGCUACUUUCCUAUGGAAACGUAAGCCUGAGUACAGGGUCGCGUUGAAGAACAUCAAUUUGGAGGUCAAGAAAGGUGAAUUGGCCUGUGUUGUUGGUAAGGUUGGUAGUGGUAAAAGUGCCUUGAUUCAGAGUCUCUUGGGUGACCUUUAUCGAGUAAAAGGUUCUGCUGCCGUCCAUGGUAGGAUUGCCUAUGUUAGUCAAGUUCCUUGGAUCAUGAACGGAACUGUUAAGGAAAAUAUUCUCUUCGGUCAUAAAUAUGACCCUCAUUUCUACGAUUUGACAAUCAAAGCCUGCGCGCUGACGAUUGACCUUGAUAUUUUGCCUGAUGGUGAUGAGACUAUGGUCGGUGAAAAGGGUAUCUCUCUUUCUGGUGGUCAAAAAGCUCGUCUCUCUCUUGCCAGAGCCACCUAUGCAAGAGCAGAUACUUAUUUGUUGGAUGAUCCCCUCGCUGCGGUUGAUGAACACGUUUCAAAGCAUUUGAUUGAACACAUCUUGGGUCCUAACGGCCUGUUGAAGAGCAAAACUAAAUUGUUGACUACCAACAAAAUAUCAGUUCUAGCAGUUGCGGAUUCCGUCACACUAAUUGAAAAUGGUGAAAUAAUUCAACAUGGCUCAUAUGAUGAUGUUUCAAAUGAUCUCGAUACACCAUUAGCGAAACUAGUUAAGGAAUUCGGAAAGAAGAAUACGUCUGACGAUGUGUCGAAAACCUCUAGUUCUGUGAGCGUACCUAGUGUGCCAGUGAAGGAAGAGCUUGAAGGAUUACAGAAAGUCAAUAAUAUUAAUUUCGAUUCAGACUCCGCUGAAAGUUUGAGGAGGGCCAGUGAUGCGACUUUAGUUAGUAUAGAUUUUGAUGACGACGAGAACUCGGCUACCAGGGAACAUAGAGAGCAAGGAAAAGUGAAAUGGGAAAUCUACUGGGAAUAUGCGAAAGCUUGUAACCCAAGAAACGUGUUUAUAUUUCUGUUCUUCAUUGUCCUGUCGAUGUUCCUCUCAGUUAUGGGAAAUGUCUGGUUGAAGCAUUGGUCUGAGGUCAAUUCAAGAUAUGGAAGUAAUCCGCAUAUUGGCCGUUACCUGGGCAUCUAUCUUGCGCUUGGUGUCAGCUCGGCUUUAUCGACUUUGAUUCAAACGGUUGUUCUCUGGGUUUUCUGCACUAUUCGUGGUUCCCGUCAUUUACACGCGGUAAUGACCAACUCGGUGCUGAGGGCACCAAUGAUCUUUUUUGAGACAACGCCAAUAGGCCGCAUCUUGAAUAGGUUUUCGAAUGACAUCUACAAGGUGGAUGAGCUUCUCGGAAGAACGUUUUCUCAAUUUUUCGUUAAUGUCACUAAAGUUUCCUUCACUAUCAUAGUAAUCUGUUUCACUACCUGGCAAUUUACCUUCAUUAUAUUACCAAUGAGCUGGCUCUACCUCUAUUAUCAACAGUAUUACUUGAGGACAUCAAGAGAACUCCGUCGUCUGGAUUCAGUGACCAAGUCACCUAUCUAUGCACAUUUCCAAGAAAGUUUAGGAGGAUUAUCCACUAUCCGUGGCUAUAAUCAGCAGAAGAGAUUCGUUCAUAUAAACCAGUCUCGCAUUGAUAACAAUAUGAGUGCAUUUUACCCUUCUGUGAACGCUAACCGUUGGUUGGCGUUCAGAUUAGAAUUUAUUGGAACGAUAAUUAUUUUCGGUGCUGCAUCUUUGUCUAUUUUAAGGUUAAAACAGGGUACGUUGACCCCAGGUAUGAUUGGCUUAUCAUUAAGUUACGCUUUGCAGAUUACCCAAUCACUAAACUGGAUUGUUAGAAUGACCGUCGAAGUGGAGACCAAUAUUGUGUCCGUUGAGAGAAUCAAGGAAUACUCGGAGAUCAAGAGCGAGGCACCACUAAUGAUUGAAGGUCACAGACCCCCUGAAGAAUGGCCUGAUAAAGGAGAUAUCAAGUUCGAGCACUAUUCGACAAGGUACAGACCGGAGAUGAACUUGGUACUGAAGGAUAUCAAUUUACAUAUCAAACCUCGUGAGAAGAUUGGUAUUGUUGGAAGAACAGGUGCAGGUAAGUCAUCAUUGACGCUUUCAUUGUUCAGAAUGAUCGAAGCGGCCGAAGGCCGCAUAGUCAUUGAUGGCAUCGCAAUCAAUGAGAUCGGCCUGUUUGAUUUGAGACACAAACUUUCAAUUAUUCCUCAGGACAGUCAAGUUUUCGAGGGUACAAUUCGAGAGAACAUCGAUCCCACGAACCAGUAUACGGACGAACAAAUCUGGAGAGUGCUUGAAUUGUCACACUUAAAGGACCAUGUUUUGAGCAUGAGUAAAGAUGGCCUGAUGACUAACUUAAACGAGGGCGGAAGUAAUUUCAGUGUUGGACAAAGGCAGCUCAUGUGUUUGGCUCGAGCACUACUAAUACCUUCGAAAGUCUUAGUCCUCGACGAAGCCACUGCGGCUGUGGAUGUUGAAACCGAUAAGCUAAUUCAACAAACAAUCCGUACGGCUUUUAAAGACAGGACAAUCCUAACGAUUGCCCACAGAUUGAAUACAAUCAUGGACAGUGACCGAAUUCUGGUGUUGGAUGCUGGAAGGGUUUGUGAAUUUGAUACUCCAGCAAAACUGCUGGAGAACCGAGAAUCAUUGUUUUUCUCGUUAUGUAAUGAGGCUGGUUUAACCAAUCAAUAG